GCAGGGCUGCAGUGAUGCGCGGCUGGUGUGCGUGAUUCUCUUAUAAACGGGCUUGCGUAUUUGCUUUCCUCUACGGAAAUUAGUGACUUUUUUGAAUAUAUGAUUUCGUUCAUUGAUUUAUUUGCGGAGACAGCAGAGAUUUUCACGCGAGACAGACAUUAUGCGCUCGGUAACCGGGAGCUGAUGCUUGUAUCAUCUGACAGCUGAUUUAACGGUGAAGAACCUGCGAGAAUUUAAAUUCAUUGAUCCUAAAGAAGGAAUCAAGAUGUCUAUGAAAUCAAAGAACGGCGAGACGGUGAAGGUGGUGGUUCGGUGUCGCCCGAUGAACCGUAAAGAAGAAUCGUCGGGUUAUGACAGUAUCGUGGAGAUGGAUGUGAAAUUGGGCCAGGUGGCCUUGCGGAACCCCAAGGCGGGUCCGGGAGAAUUGAUCAAGACCUUCACGUUUGACGCGGUUUACGAUGCUUGCUCCAAACAGAGCGAUUUGUACGACGAAACCGUCCGACCGCUCAUCGACUCGGUUCUGCGCGGGUUUAACGGCACAAUCUUCGCGUACGGACAGACGGGCACCGGAAAGACGUACACCAUGCAGGGCCAGUGGCUGGACGCGGAGCGCCGCGGCAUCAUCCCGAACUCGUUCGAGCACAUCUUCACGCACAUCUCGCGCUCUCAGAACCAGCAGUACCUCGUGCGGGCCUCAUAUUUGGAGAUCUACCAAGAGGAGAUCAGGGACCUGCUCACCAAAGACCACAGCAAGAAGCUGGAGCUCAAGGAGAGCGCAGACUCAGGGGUCUACAUCAAAGAUCUGUCCUCCUAUGUCACCAAGAACGUCAAGGAGAUCGAGCAUGUGAUGAACGUGGGGAACCAGGCCAGAUCUGUGGGCUUCACCAACAUGAACGAGCACAGUUCUCGAUCUCAUGCCAUCUUCAUUAUCACGGUGGAGUGCAGCCAGCUCGGUCCAGAUGGCCAGAACCACAUCCGAGUGGGCAAGCUCAACCUGGUGGACCUGGCCGGCAGCGAGAGGCAAACCAAGACAGGUGUCCAAGGCGAACGUCUCAAGGAGGCCACCAAGAUUAACCUAUCCUUGUCGGCUCUCGGAAAUGUCAUUUCUGCCCUGGUGGAUGGACGAAGUUCUCACGUACCUUACCGUGAUUCCAAACUCACACGAUUGCUUCAGGAUUCUUUGGGAGGGAAUGCCAAAACCAUCAUGGUGGCCACGUUGGGACCGGCCUCGUACAAUUACGAGGAGACCCUGACCACCCUGCGCUACGCCAACCGCGCCAAGAACAUCAAGAACAAGCCACGUGUCAACGAAGACCCCAAAGACGCCCUUCUGAGGGAGUUCCAGGAGGAGAUCGCCCGGCUCAAAGCGCAGCUGGAUAAACGGGGCAUGAUUACCAGGAGGAAGAGAAGAAGUAGGAGUCUGAGGAAGAUUGGAGAAGGGGGUGAAGAAGAGGUAGAGGAGGGUGAGGAGGAAGAGGAUGAAGAUGAGGAGGAAAGUGUGGAGAAGGAGGCACAGGAGUACAUGAAGGAGCAGCAGGAGAAGCUGGAGAGGGAGAAGGAGGCGAUCAGAGAUGACCAUUCUCUGGUGGCAGAGGAGAAACUGAGACUCCUGGAGGAGAAAGAGAGGAUGAUGAGGCAUCUGAAGAAGGAGCAGGAGGCCACCGAUCUCCUCACGGCCAAGUUCAAGGCAAUGGAAAGCAAGUUGCUGGUUGGUGGGAAAAACAUCAUUGAUCACACUAAUGAACAACAAAAGAUGCUUGAACUGAAAAGACAUGAGAUCGCUGAACAGACACGCAGAGAAAGAGAGAUGCAGCAACAGAUGUUGGUCCAGGAUGAAGAAACAGUAGAACUCAGAGAAACGUUCUCCUCUCUGCAACAGGAAGUGGAGGCGAAGACCAAGAAACUCAAAAAGUUGUAUGCAAAGCUGCAGUCUCUGAAGGCUGAUAUUCAGGAUGUGAAUGAUGAACAUGUCAGAAGUCGACAGGAACUGGAGCAAACUCAGAACGAACUGACCAGAGAACUCAAAUUUAAAUAUCUGAUAAUAGAGAACUUUAUCCCUCCUGAAGAAAAGAAUAAAAUCAUGAACAGACUUCAGUUUGACGCUGAGGAGGAUCAGUGGAAGUUUCAGCCUCUCGUCCCAGCAGAGAAUAAAUUCACACAGAUGAAGAGAAGACCCGCCUCCGCUGUGGGAUACAAGCGACCAAUCAGCCAGCAUGCCAGGGUUGCCAUAGCAAUGGGAGCUUAUUCCAGAUACAGGGCUGAGAAUAUAAUGGUUCUGGAACUGGACAUGACUCCCCCUGUCGUGUUUCAACUGGACUCCCCAAAGUCCAGUUUAGAGACGGAACUAUCUCGAGACGUUCUGUUGGACAAUGAAACCUACAGAGAGAAAUCAGCAACUGGAUGCGUCAAAAAAUCUCACUCAUGGUGCCAGUUUUCGCAAGCCAUCUCCUCCUCAAGCUCCGCCCUCUCUCUGGCAUCCUCAGGGUCCCACAGCCUGCCACACCCACAAACCAUUGCCAUGGCAACAGCCCAUGAAUGAAGUACCAGAAGUACCACAAUACCACCCCUGCAAGGGAUAAACAACAAUUCACAAAACCCAAAAUAUACUGAGGAAGAGGACAGUGAGACAAACUGUUCCAUCACCAUUAACCAGUAACUCCUCUAAAGAAUGAUUAGAGCAAUCUAACCAACAACCAAGUCUUCAGGUGAACUCCUAAAAACCUGCUCCUGUCAAUUUAAACCAGGACAAACUGUGAAUGCAAGAGGAAACACGCUUUCACUCUCCAGAUUGGAGCACUAAACAUGGACCCAUUCCAACUCAUCAGGACCAAUCAAACGAUCACUACUAAACAUAUUCACCCUUUCAAUCUCUGUUUCUCUUGCUUUCUGCUCUAUUAAUACUCAGGACGAUAUUGACCUGAACAGACUUUGAAAACUGCCAACAGAAGACUCAACAGCACUAAAUAAUGUCGCCUCAUUUGAGAACUGAGGCUAUUUAAAGGUGAAGUGUGUUAUUUUUUCGACACUAGCGGCACCCAACAGAAUUGCAAAAAUAGUGAACGUUUUUAAACCAAAAAGUUUUGUUUGUCCUGCCCUAAACCCAUGCCAUUGGCUGAGCUGUGGUUGGAAUGCAUUAAACAAAAAGAGCAAUGCUUUUUCGACAUCUAAUUACAUGUAGGAUAUGAAUUAUAGAUAUCACCAAUUCAAUUUUCACCAUAAAAAAUGUCAAUUCCUGACAUCAGGAAUGGAAUUACCACUAGAGAAAGUGCUCAUUUAGUGUAAAAACAAAAAAUAGUGUAAAAAUACUAAUCUUGAUAUCAAAAAUAGAAUUUCAUCUAGUAAAAACAUUAUUAUUGAUAUCUGUAACUGCAUUUUCACUAGUAGUAUUUCACAAUUAUCUCAAAACAAUUACAGACAUCUAUAAUUAAUUUCUUACUAGUUGCAAUAACAAACUAGUACAUUAAACUAUGUACUUCGUACUAGUAAAAAUUAAAAAAUGUAUAUCAAUAAUUACAUUGUUGCUAAUACAAAUAUCCAGUCCUGAUAUCAACAAAUGAGUUACAAGUGAAAGUGUGAAUUUUGUAUAUCUGUAAAUGUAUUUCAACAUGUUAGAUUUGGUAUUUCAGAUAUCAAUAAAUUAGAGAAAUUAAAGAUACAGUAUCUUAAAUGGCUUUCUUACAAGUUACAAUUACAUUACAGAUAUCUGAUAUUAACAUAGCCACUAGUGAAAACCAAAUUUCAGAUAUCCAAAAAUGAUAUUUUUGCUAGUUGCAAUCCAAUUGUUGGUAUCAGGAAUGGACAUUUGCUUUAGUAGCCAUGUAAUUAUUGAAACCAAAAAUGAUCAUUUAUUGCAUUUCUGAAAUUACGUUUUGAACUGGAGUGUAUGACAUGUUUGUAAAAUUCAACUAGUGAAAAUACGUAAUUGUUUUUAUCAAGAAUUAACAUUUUUACUAUUGCAAAUGUAAUUACUGGCAUAAAAAGAGCAGUUUCACUAGUAGUAAUUCCAUAUCAAGAAUUAGCAUUUAACUAGUGAAAAUGUAAUUGUUGAUAUCUAUAAUUCAUACUCUGCAUGUGAUUAAAUGUCAGAAAGGUCUUUCAAUACCACACAGUCAGUGUUUAUACUUUUGGGGGGGGAAUUAACCUACAAAUGGAUUACUUAUAGUUAAGCUACAUAUUAAGUUAAAUAUGAUACAAGAAAGUAUUUUAAUCAAUUCAAAAAAAUGACACACUUCACCGUCCAGCAGUUAUGUUUAUUUCAAUUAAUUUUGCUGCUUCCAAAACUGUUGGUCAACCUCAGUGUUUACGUACCGACCAGCACAGAUCUGAACUAGGGUUAAAGGCACACUGAUGGCAAACACACACAUCUGAUUAUGUAAGCUAAAUGGAUGGGGCUUUGUGAUUGGUCAUGCUGAGCUUUCACUUCCUGUGACUGGAAAGAAAAGAGCUUAGAAAGAGAGACUUUCUCUCUCUCUCUCUCUCUCUCUCUCUCUCUAUCUGCAUGUCUUAAUGUAUGUGUGUGUCUUUGUGAUUCUAAACAGGGUUCUGGAAUAGAGGCGGCUGAUUGUCUGGAGGAAGGAUCUAGAAGUCUAGACCUAGAGCAUGUACCAUAUGACCUGGGCUUUGCUUGUACCUUUAAACCACUGCACUAACUUAAAGCAAUGAAUUUGAUGCCAUACAUCUGUAAGACUACAGAUGAAAACACAUUUAAACUCUCAUAUACACACACACACACACACACACAUGCCUUGCUUACUUGACUUCUAACACAGCCAUGAUGAUCCCCAGCCAGAUGCCCCUCUCCUGUAAUUAUGAACAUACUGGAGUUUUGUUAUAUUAAGAAGAUCUAUGUGUUUAUGUGUGUCAGAAUUGUGUGUUAUUGGCUAAUAGAGGUGCUCUCAAUGGUUGGAAUUAAAGGAGCAGUUCUAAGGCAAAAGCUUAAGUUUCUCUCUCCUGUUUCCUGAGGAACAAUAAGGCAGAAAUGUAAAGCUUAUAAUUAUAUAAAACCACUUGCUUUAAUUAUUCUGUUAAAACUUGUGUAAUAUUUGAUCUGUUAAGUUUUUUAAAUGGAUGUUUUUGUGGGAUAAUAAUUAUUAAUUUCAUUUAUUUAAUCACACUUUUGCAGCGAAAUUCUUUUUUUCACAUAUCCCAGUUAAGCUGGGGUCAGGGUCAGCCAUGAUAUGGUGUCUCUGGAGCAGAUGGGGUCAAGGGCCCAACAGUGGCAUCUUGGCAGUGCUGGGGCUUGAACCCCCAACCUUCUGAUCAGUAACCCAGAGCCUUAACUGCUGAGCCACCACAAUGGCGACAAAGUUGUAAAAUUGGAUACAACUAUAUACAGAAAAGGUUAAGCGAUUUUAUCACAUUAAAAUUAUGUUAACACAUAAUGAAAUCUUGUGGUUACACUUUUGAAACAGAUUGGCCUCAUUCCACUUAGAAUCCAAGUACAUUUACAUAUUGGCCCCAUUC
Molecule: messenger RNA, 5463 nt
Organism: Myxocyprinus asiaticus (Chinese sucker)
Lineage: Eukaryota; Metazoa; Chordata; Actinopteri; Cypriniformes; Catostomidae
Product: kinesin-like protein KIF3C
Exons: 8
Coding region: 266-2539 (757 amino acids)
Biological process (GO): microtubule-based movement
Molecular function (GO): microtubule binding; ATP binding; microtubule motor activity
Source: RefSeq, a predicted model, not a curated record